AUGACCUGUGCCGGGUACUUGGUGCUAGACAACACGUACCCUGCUUUCGUCGAGGUCGUCACGGGCGUCCUCGUGUGCUCCCUCGUCGAGUGUCGCAUCGAGACGCCGGAGCCGUCGCUGCCACCGCUCGAGCCGCGGUUGAUGACCCGAAUGGAAGUGCCAAGCGCUUAUGCCCUCAAGUUUGUGGACGGGAAGUACAAGCAAGUGGACGGUCACGCCGAGGACGAGCGAAAGGGGUUCGACGAGCCAUUGAAACGGCAGCGGCUGCUGCAGCUCAGUGGCUAUUUGGUGGAAGUGCUCGAGCAGGACGAGGACUUGAGGGAGCCGUCCCUCGCUUGCUCGUUCCAAGUGAACACUUACAAGGUGCACAUUGAGCCAGACGGUGGCUCGAGCAGCUUCUUACACGACUCGCUCAUUCUCACUGCUACUGAUGAAGAGACCAAGAACCUCUGGGUGAAACACAUUAAGCUGUGGAAUCGCUAUGGCUGGAGAGAGACGGUGCCAGUUGGGGCUACACAGACCGAGUUGGCGAGACUCGAGGAAAUGCUUCAGAGGGUUUCGAGCCGUUCGACUUUGUCGAGUUGUGACGCACGCUACAGCAGUGAUGAGUGCUUUUAUCGAGACUGCAACAGUGCCGUGAUGAUCUACGGGGGCUGUAGAAGCUUUGAUACCGAUCGAUCGUCUUGUGCCACGAGACGUCCAACGAAACGACGAUUUUACCGCACGGCUGUCCCAGGCUCGUUCGCUCCGCCCGUGUGA
Messenger RNA from Peronospora matthiolae, 759 nucleotides. The record is from the annotation of a GenBank genome assembly. Lineage: Eukaryota; Oomycota; Peronosporomycetes; Peronosporales; Peronosporaceae.